Bacillus rossius redtenbacheri is the source of this 4033-nucleotide messenger RNA. Its product is annotated as coiled-coil domain-containing protein 174. The transcript has 7 exons. The record is from RefSeq and is a predicted model, not a curated record. NCBI's taxonomy places the organism in Eukaryota, Metazoa, Arthropoda, Insecta, Phasmatodea, Bacillidae. Bases 163 to 2136 code for a protein of 657 amino acids. Gene Ontology annotation, cellular component: nucleus.
AGGCACAUAAAACAUAAAGAGUUUUCAGAGAUUUGAAAGUUCUAAAAUAUGUGGCAAAUAAAAGACACAUUCUGUAGAAUUCAUAGUUAUGUUAUUUGUUUGUGUUUGUAGGUUCUUAUAUUUAUAAUGACAUUGAAGUUUUAUUUAGUUUAGUGAUUAGUAAUGUCGAAAAAGAUUGAAAUAAGCACGUCUUCCCUGGUCAGUUUGAAGGCAGAACUUGCACGCAAACAAGAGGAGGUAAAUAGAGCGAAGUCAGAAGCAAAGAACACAUUCGCCAAGCUUCCUUCACAUCCUAAAAAACAGACUGUGUUAACGAGGAAAAAUGCUGGAGUUGACAACAGAAAUGCCACUGACUGUGUGGAGAUCGAGACAGAUGAAGAUGACUUGAAGAAAUCUAGGGCUGCACUAGAAGUUAAGUCUAAGCUGUACGACAGGCUGUCUCGGCAGUCUUCCAGCGCAGAAACAGAUGACAGGCAGUUUCUGGUAGAUUUUGAGCAGAAGUCUCGGGAGGAUAAGCGAUGCAUCGGCUCGGAGGAUCCCGAGGAAGAAGUUGACCAACACUACAGUGACGAUGACGAUGAUUGGGCGGAGUACACGGACUGCCUGGGCCGGACGAGGAGGUGCCUGCGCGAGGACCUGUCCUUCGUGAAGGAGAAGGACGCUAAGCUGGCGGAGAGCCUGGGCCACGGGCCGGGACCGGGCCGAGCGUCCCCCCCCGCGCCGGAGCAGUCCGAGGAGGAGCCGCCCCCCGCCCCCCAGCCGGAGCUCUCGUCGGCGGCGGCCGCCAAGCGCGAGGAGAUGCGUCGCCGCUGGGAGGAGCAGGAGCUGCGACUGCGCGACAAGACGGACGUGCACUACCAGGACGUGCUCUUCGACGAGGCGCGCGCGCACGGGGUGGGCUACUACGGCUUCUCGGGCGACGAGGCGGAGCGGCGCGCGCAGCAGGAGGCGCUGGCGCGGCUGCGGCAGGAGACGGCCGCCAGGCAGCAGCACGCGCGCCAGCAGCGCCUCGCCAGGCAGCGCCAGCUGGCGGAGCGCCUGGCCGCCGCGCGCAGCCGCCAGAGGGCGCGCCUGGGGCUCCCGCCGCUCCCGCCAGAGCCAGAGAAACAAUCUCCGGGAGAAGAAGAAGGGGAAGAAGAAGAGGUGGAUGGGCCUGAGACGGCAGAGACGCAGCCGCCAGAAGAAACUCCAGAGAAAAGUGCAGAGCCCCCGAAGAAAGUUCCCAGGGUGAGGCCCUGGGACAUCGGAAAACUGGGUGUUCCCACAGAGCGUCAAGUAUUGUCGCAGGAAGAAUGGGUCAAAGAGCGUCGCGGUGACCGGCAGCAAGAGUUCGCCCCUCCACCCUCGUACUCGGAAGAGAUGGCUCCUCGAGGCAGGUCGCACGAGACGGCAAAGAAAUGGGGCAGGAGCUCGCUGUUCCCGAAGAAACAGCCGGACAGCGAAUCUGAUGUCGGCCAAGGUCAGCAUGACGAUGGCGACAGGGACGAGACGGCCCCGCCGUCGGCGUACGUGGAGGACGUGGAGCUUCUGGGCCCACAGCCGACCAUGUUCUUCACUACCAAGCGCCAGAAGGUGCCGCAGAAGGUGGGUGCCCCCGGUGGCAGCUCUGUCCAACAAGAGGCACUGCCAAGGUCUGAUAUCAAGGCAGCUCCACCGCCGGCACACAUGGAGGACAUGGAGGUUCUGGGCCCUGAGCCGACCAUGUUCUUCACCACCAAACGACAGAAGAUGCCCCAGAAAGAGACCGCUGUGGGUGUCCCUGGUGGCAGCUUCGAGCGUAAAGAGGCGCCGCCUAAGUCUGGAAUCGAGGCAGCCCCGCCGCCGGCAUACCUGGAGGACAUGGAGCUUCUGGGCCCUGAGCCGACCAUGUUCUUCACCACCAAACGACAGAAGAUGCCCCAGAAAGAAACCACCCCUGUUGGCAGCUUCGAGCAGAAGGAGGCGCCCCCUAAGUCUGGCGUAGAGAUAGCCCCGCCGCCGACAUACGAGUACUACGGCCCGACGCCGUCCACCUUGAGGCGAGACAUGAACAAGCAGGACAUGGAGAAGGCCAUCGUCGCUGGGCUGAAGUACCUGCGGCAGCACGCCGAGGACAAGGAGGCGCAGCCCGAGAAAGGGAUGCUUCCUAUUGUCUAGGGACAGAAAAAUGUUUAAGAAUAAAUUAUGUUUUCUAUCCCACCAUAGUGUUAAAAUAUGUUUUUCUCUCUCUCGCUCGCUUUCGCAAAACUGACAGGUUGAACUGAACUAUAACUUCGUGUAAAAUGCAAAAGCAGUUUGUGUUUUUAAAAAUAACCAGAUGCAAAAAAAAUAUGCAAUAAUGUCCCAAUAUUCUUAUCCAUGUGUAAAUUGAGAAAUAAAUUAUGUUUUACCUAUGUGGUGUGGUAAAUAUAACAACUUACAUUAAAACAUUUAAAGCCCCCAGUAUUCCUAAAGCAAUAUAUAUUAUGUAGGUAACUAUAAAGUUAGUACUUUCUCUAAUAUUAGUGCCUUAUUUAGGUCUUUUUUUCCUAACCCUACUAAUACUACACUUUUUUUUUGGAAGAGGUCUGGAUUAUAGAAGACAUUAAGGCCGGUAUUCCAGAACACAAAAAUAAGUGUUUAGGUGUUUAAUGUUCUAAAUCUGUACCCUAACCGUAUUCCUAGAGUAUGAUAGAAAACGGCUAGACCUUUAGGUAUUUUUAGCGAACAGAUUUUGGUGACCUGACCAUUGCCAAUCUGUUGCCAAAAUUCCGCACAUGCACAUAGCUUACUUUUUCGUUGAUUUCGUUCAGAUGGCGGAACCGCAUCUGGCAUCAUUAACUCGUACAUGUUCAAUUUCGUGAAUAUCGAGGGACAUAUCAAAGUAUUGGUGUGCCAAAUGAAACUUUAUGAUAGUGAAACUAUGAUGAAAUACAUUUCGUACACUAAUGAUCAUAACAAGAAAUAAUUGCUACUUUAAAAGUACUUGAUACAAUUUAAAUACAACAAUUUAAUUAGUGUGAUGGUGCUGCUAUAUCUAGAAUUGUUGCCAUAAAAUUUGUAUCGAUGGUGUACACAAAUCCACUAGAAUGCAUUGGAACCAGUUGCUAAACUCGCGCAGGACACUGAUUAUUAAUACUGUUGCAUUUCUGUUACCUUCCUGGGAUUCGGUUUGGACUUGUUCUGGAAUACGAUUGUAUCCCAAAAAGGUAGUGCGUAUUCGCUACCUUACCCGAAAGUCUUGGAGCCACCUCAGUUUGCCAUCAACCAACAGAGGGGCUAGAUGUGUUUCGCACCAUGUAGCCUUUAAUUUUUUGUGUUUCACCGAUCAAAACAGCAAUAGUUAGUCUUCUUUAAUCUUUAAUUUUCAGGCUCCACGACUAACCACACAGCUGACCCGAACUCGCCAGCUACAUAAUGUAAUUUAUUCGUGCUCUGUUUAGGGGUUUUUAAUGUUAUAUGCAAUUCGUCUGCCCUGUCGACAGACACAUUCCAAGCUUCACUAAUAGUCAAAGUGUCACAAAACUUUUCUCAGCUUCGCCCACACAGGGCCGCCUGCUCGACGAUCAGUGCAAUAACGUUUUUUUUAGUUAAGGCCUACAGACUUUCGGGGACCCUAUCCUUGUUCGAUACACAUGCUUGUUAGUGCCUAAUAGCCAUCAGCUUUCAGACAUUUUAUAGUGUCAGUGGAGUGCAUGUUCACAUUCCAUGGGCAUGUACCAUGACAUUGUUUUGUAGUGUAAUGUAAUGUUAAAGUGAAAAUUCGUGUAGAAUGUCAACCAAUCGUCAUGCAGCCAAUAGCCUUCGGUUUCCAGUGUUAUGUAUUGCCAUCAGCAUACCAGGUACUUUGUUUUGAGCAUAUUACCACAUAGCAAUAUAAGAAAAUGUCAACUUAGAAUGCAAACUUGUAGAACAUGCUAGUCCACCAUAAUGAAGUCAAUCGUAUAAUGCACAUCACAGCCAUGAGAUGCAGUACAUGUUGUAACAAGCAUGCACUACAGGACUGGGGUAGCCCAUGUAUAAAAACAGCACAUGUACAUGCACUCUGUUAAUAAUAAAAUUGCAUCUUGCCCAA